Molecule: messenger RNA, 1624 nt
Organism: Anneissia japonica
Lineage: Eukaryota; Metazoa; Echinodermata; Crinoidea; Comatulida; Comatulidae
Product: calcyphosin-like protein
Exons: 5
Coding region: 377-907 (176 amino acids)
Molecular function (GO): calcium ion binding
Source: RefSeq, a predicted model, not a curated record
CAGACAACAUUUUCAAACCGUUGACAUAGAGAAAGAACUGCAAGUCAACAGUAGCCUGCCAAAGAGGGAGAUGCACAGUGUCGAGAAAUUUUAAGUGGAUUUUCUAAACCAGUUGUUCUUAUUGAUAGUAAAGACCUUUAUGUUUGAGUUAGCGUCCACUGUACAAUACCACUCACUGUGAUCAUUAAAUCGCCAGAGCUGUAUGCGAAUUAUUUAUCAGCAUUUCUGCUACCCUAUUUGCUAAUCUACUUUUAGACUGUGUUUCUAUCUUAUCAAUUGACUGGUGUUACAGUACAAUUGUUCUAAUAUAGCGAAUUCCUGAAAAAAAAAAUUCUUCGAAAGUUACGUGUAUACAAAUUAUUAGUAAGAUUGCAAGAUGGCAGCCGACCAAAAUCCAAUUCAGCUGAUCCGAUCAAAACUUGUUGAAGCUGGAGGACGCAAAGGGCUAAUGCAUGCCUUCCGACAGAUGGACCGCAACAAAGAUUUUGAACUUUCAAAGAAAGAGUUCAAGACUGGCCUAGAGAAGAUUGGCAUCACGUCAACAGUCGGAGAUGAGGCAGUAGAACGCGCUUUCAAGCUCUUCGACCACGAUGACUCGGGCAAAAUUGAUUACUCCGAAUUUGUGGAUAGUUUGACGUUACCUUUAAUGUCAGCAAACAGACGAAAAAAAGUAAGGGAGAUUUUCGGUCGCCUAGAUAAAGACGGUAGUGAAUAUUGUACGGAAGAGGAUCUCCGGAGUAUGAUGAACAAAGAUGAAAUAGAACAAUUUUUAAAAGAGUUCGACAAGCAAGGAGAAGAAGACGGAAAAAUAUCCUUACAAGAAUUUGCCGCGUAUUAUUGCAAGAUUGGCGAACCUAUGACAGACGAGGAAUUUCACGACAGGAUUCAACGUGAUUGGCCAGAGUGAACUCUCAGCUGUUAUAGCGUCCAAUAAAAUUAACAAGCGUAACAAUUCAAGAAAUUUGUAUACUAUUAUGAUCUGAAUAUAAUAAGACAUGACAUAUUAAAGUGAUAGUCGUAUGUGUGAAGAGUAGGCCUUCAAGUAAUAUAUAGCAAUUUUAAAGUAACAUACAGCAAUAUUAUUAUGACACAUAUAGCUUAUAUAGUCUACAGUUAAUAAUUAUUUUAUUUAAACGGUCAUUUUUUGGAAUUUCAGUGGACCUGUAAUGUAACUUACAUUUAGGCGUAGGCCUAUAACUGUUUUUCUCCGACCGUGCCAAUGAACAAACAGUAUGCUUAUAUAGUCGUAGCUGAGGUUGUGGGUAUUUGUUUAUAUUAAUAUAUAGGCUUAUCAAUUAUUUAUUAUUAUUAUUACAUUGUAGAAAUACAGGAAACUACUUCGUUAAGAGAAUCGUGAAGGUUAUAUAAUUAAUUAAUUAAUUAUAAAUUGCAUUAUUUAUUUCUAAAUAAAUAUUCAUAAAAUACUAUGCAGUCUAAUUUCUCGAGAGUACUCAACUGUAAAAUCCACUAGGCAGACGAUGUUAAUCAUAGACGGCAGACAUUUAACAUUAAUGCCAUCACGUGGAAAAUACGUUGUCACGCACGCAUGCGUUGUACUGUACCAUAUCGCUUUGUACGUUUGGGGGUUUCAAUUAAUUUAUUUCAAUUACAGUACAUCUUCAAA